ACCAGCCCUGUGUGAGAAGAGAAGGAUCUGUGACACUUUAUUCAGUUAGGCAAGUGUCAGUUCUCUAACACCAUCUGGAUGGAUUAUUUCCAUGCUUCUCGCCCUGUAAGGUCUUUAUAAUGGGAAGUAGUUCUGGCAAAGUGUUACCCGAGCCCUCCAAAAAUGGAUGUUUUUCUCUUAUCAACUCUGUUGUGAACUUCAAGAAACAAGAGACUGACAGGGAAAAGUGUGACGAGAAACAACAAGCUUGGCUUUGGAGGAGAAGAAGUGGUAGAAGAGCUUCCCGAGAAGGAAUAUCAGAAGGAGUCAAGGAACUGGUUCAUCUGGAGGAGAGGAUGAGGAAUCCUAAUGCAAAGUUCCGUUCAAAGUUUGAUCCACGUGUCACAGCGAGGUAUGACAUCAAGGCUCUGAUAGGCUGUGGGAGCUUCAGCCGUGUGGUUCGUGCUGAGCACCGGCGCUCGCGCCAACCCUUCGCCAUCAAACUUCUGGAGGUCAAAGGUCGUGAGGGUCACGAGGCCUGUCAAGCAGAGCUCGGCGUCCUGCGACGGGUGAACCACUGCAAUGUCAUCCGCCUGGCUGAGGUGUUCGAAACGCCACAUCGCGUCUACCUGGUUCUGGAGCUGGCCACGGGAGGAGAGCUCUUGGAGCGCAUGCUCGCCCGAGGAACCUUCAGAGAACGGGACGCCACCAAAGCCUUGAAGAUGGUGGCCAGCGGGCUGUGCUAUCUCCACUCUCUGGGCGUCAUCCACAGGGACCUCAAACCUGAAAACCUACUGUACUACCACCCGGGACAGGACUCGCGCUUGAUCAUAACAGACUUUGGGCUCGCUUGUUGGGACAAGACGCCGGCCUCAUAUCAAAGCAGGGAAGAUACAAGUGUCUCAACUCACGACACGAACUGCGACUCGUCCUUUAGCGCUGUAGACUUCGAGAAGAGGCGUCAGAGUAAAGAUUGGGCUGUGAGGACACUCUGUGGGACACCGGAGUACCUGGCCCCUGAGAUGCUGGCUCAGACACCCUGUGGCAGCGCUGUGGAUAUGUGGGCGCUGGGCGUCAUCACUUACAUCGUGCUGAGCGGAUCACUGCCCUUUGACCAGAGCAGCCGACCGAGGCUCUUCAGGGCCAUUCUCAGGGGCAGCUUCAGUUUCCAUGGUGAUCCAUGGAAAUCAGUAUCUACAUUGGCCAAAAGCUUCAUCGAUCACCUCCUGACCCUUGAGCCCGAGCACCGCAUGACCGCUGAGGAAGCUCUCAAGCAUCCGUGGCUGGUCAGCAUGGCAGCCUGUUCUUCUAACAAGAACCUACACCGCUCCAUUUCCCGAAACCUCCAGCGGCGGGCGUCACGGGCCUCCUCUCGCUGCCCCAGCUCGGGCUCUACUCCUGGGUCACGCGUAUCGAUGAGGUCUGGGUCACGGCCAGGUUCUGGGUUGCGGUUACAGCGACAGGUCACAGUGCCUGAAGAUCGCUGCUUAGUAUAGGGUCAAGUUUUGACUGGUUAGCGUGAACCCAGUGGACAAGAUUUCUAUGUGAGAGG
This is a messenger RNA of Rhinichthys klamathensis goyatoka, 1531 nucleotides long. Its product is annotated as serine/threonine-protein kinase H1. Gene Ontology annotation, biological process: protein phosphorylation. The record is from RefSeq and is a predicted model, not a curated record. Lineage: Eukaryota; Metazoa; Chordata; Actinopteri; Cypriniformes; Leuciscidae. Gene Ontology annotation, molecular function: protein kinase activity; ATP binding. The coding region runs from base 120 to 1475 and encodes 451 amino acids. The transcript has 3 exons.